AGCUCAGUUCACUUCACUUGGACCGAGCAACCCGUCUCAUACCUCAAAGCAAAGACUUGGUACUCCUCGACUUUUCUUUUUUCUUCACGAAGCUCAGGCAGCUAUCCCACCCAACGACGGAAAUAUUCUUGUACUGAAUAUCACUCGAUCGCAUCUUGAGCUGUCCGUAUAUCGACAGCCAGCAGCACAUAUCUUUCGAGUACUGUACUUGUGCUACAAAUACCUUGUACAUCUACAGGUCGCCCAAUAUGUCUAGUGUGCCGCCUCAACCGCCGCACUUUGACCGAUAUAUCGUCAUCCAUGUUGCUACCACCUGCGACGAGCACGGUGUCUACGUGACCAAGGACUCGGCAGAAGUCAUUGAGCUCGGAUGGAUUGAGCUCGAUGCUAAGACUUUAGAUGAGCUUCACCGCGAGAGUGUGCUCGUGAAACCCAUCAACACACCCAUCACUCCUCUUUGCACGAGCCUGACGACGCUCACCUGGGAGCAUGUCCGCAACGCAGGAACUUUCCGUGACGCGAUUAACCGCUUCGAUGCCUUUGCGACCGAGCAUCUUACCAACCAGAACCUUGACUUCGUCUUCGUAACCCUCGAUGCUUGGGACCUUCGUGUCCAGCUCCCCCGUGAGGCUCGGGACAAAGCCGUCGUGCUGCCACCAUAUCUACAGCACUCGCGAACAUUUGACCUCCGCACCGAAUACCAGCGCUGGCAACAGCACCACCCCGAGUCGCUACCAUUCGGCCCCAGCAUGCUCUCUAAUAUCUGCGCAGCGCUAGAGGUCGAGCCCGUGCAGUCGAGCGCCCCUAUCAAGCACAACCUGCCUUUCCAUUUGCAGGCUCUGGCUCCGGCCUCGCCUCGUCGUGCCAUGGAGGAAGCUGUCACUCUUGCCCGUGUGCUUAGAGGGCUCAUCCGCAAGUCUCAACCUCCUCACGAGCACCCCGAUGUCCUUACCCGGCCCAUGGACGCCCGCGCUGAUGUCCGCGCCUUCCUGUCUGAGCGCAGCAAGGUUUUGCACAUGUCUGGCUUGCCCCAUGACACGACCCAAUCCGAGCUCGAGAGCUGGUUCACGCAAUUCGGUGGUAGACCCAUCGCUUUCUGGACUCUCCGAACUCCAGAGCAACACAAACCAACCGGGACCGGCUUCGCUGUGUUCUCGUCCCAUGAAGAGGCUGCCGAGAGCCUCUGCAUGAACGGACGUGCCCUCAACGAAAAGGCCAUCGAGGUUUCGCCUUCUUCAAGCAGAGUGUUGGACCGGGCCGCAGAGAUUCUGACCCCCUUCCCUCCCAGCAAGAACCGGCCGAGACCAGGUGACUGGACUUGUCCUUCGUGUGGCUUUAGUAACUUCCAACGACGUACUGCUUGUUUCCGAUGCUCUUUCCCCGCCGUUGGUGCCGGUGGUCCUCAGGCCGAUGCCGGUAACUACGGCGGUGGUUACGGUGGUAACUAUGCAGCUCCUCCCAUGAUGCCUCCUCCUCACCAUGGAGGUCAUCACCACGGUGGCGGUAUGGGCCACGGCCAUGGUCGUAUGGGCGGCAGUGGCGUGGUCCCUUUCCGCGCUGGAGACUGGAAGUGUGGCAAUGAAGUGUGCGGUUACCACAACUUCGCCAAGAAUGUAUGCUGCCUUAGAUGUGGCGCGAGUCGAGCUGGCGCUGCCGUCGUUGCAGAUUCAGGCUACCCAUCCCCCAUGGACAACGGAUCUAACUACGGCAUGAACAACCACUCUGUAGCUGGCACUCCUGGACCCGGCCCAUACGCCUCUGCUGGUGCUCCCUUCGGUGGAGCUGGUGGUGGCUAUGGCCAGCACUUCGGUGGCCCUCCUAGCACCUACGCUCUACCAUCUGGUAUCGGCGGUGGUGCUGCCCCUUAUCCGUCUACCCUCAACACCCACCUUGGCGGCCCCAACCCUGGAUCUCACUCAGCCGGCCCCUUCGACAGCCGCGCCGCCGAGGCUGCUUUCCAGUCUGCUGGCAAUGGUCCUGCCUCUGCCGGGCCUUCCAACAACAACAACUUCUUUGGCUCGCAAUCUGAGAACGACCCCUUCGCGUUCCUUUCAUCCGGUAUGGGCGGUCUUUCCGUUAGUGGAGACGCUCGUCAGAACGGCUCUCAGGGUGGUCCCCAGAGCAAGUCACCCGCUGCCUAGUAGGCUUCGUCAACUUGCACUUCUCAAUUAAUCUGUACCUGAGUACUGUUUGGUGGCUGCGAAUUUCUCCUUGGGCUGUUUCGACAGGUAUACAUCACGUCAUGGCGCUUUCAGCAAAAAGCUUGUCUACUCUGCAAUGCCAAUCGCCCUAGUAUAACAAGUUGCACAUCACAUUUGCCAUAGCGAUGUGCAGCUCUACAACUCUCCGACUUGCAUUUUAUCACUAAUUUCUGCACCAUACUCGGAAGACUGUCACUCGAUAGACCAAGAGUUUCCUUGGCGAUACUUCUC
Messenger RNA from Truncatella angustata, 2432 nucleotides. RefSeq lists its product as uncharacterized. NCBI's taxonomy places the organism in Eukaryota, Fungi, Ascomycota, Sordariomycetes, Amphisphaeriales, Sporocadaceae. Gene Ontology annotation, molecular function: RNA binding; 3'-5'-RNA exonuclease activity. The transcript is spliced from 4 exons. The record is from RefSeq and is a predicted model, not a curated record. The coding region runs from base 249 to 2141 and encodes 630 amino acids.